AUGCCCGUCCUACCAAGUGCCAACUUGAGCUUCUCUACAUUCCUGCUGACAGGCUUCCCAGGCCUGGAAUGGGCUCACCACUGGAUCUCACUGCCAAUUUUUGUAGGAUACCUUGUGGCCCUCCUGGGCAAUGCCACCAUUUUGCAUCUGGUACGAACUGACUCUUCUCUGCACCAGCCCAUGUACUACUUUCUGGCCAUCCUGGCUGUGACAGACUUGGUCCUGUGCAUGUCCACACUGCUCUCAGUGUUGGGUGUACUGUGGUUUGAUGCCCAGAUGGUGGGCCUGGUGCCCUGUGUUCUGCAGCAGCACUUCCUACACUCCUUCUCCUUCAUGGAGUCAGCUGUGCUCUUUGCUAUGGCUGUGGACCGGCUGGUGGCCAUCCAAUCCCCACUGCAUUAUGGAUCGGUAACCAUGGGUCCUCGUGUGGCAUUGGCUGGGGUUAUAUUGGGCAUAAAGCGUGCCGCCAUCACUGCUGCACCCUCAUUGCACCUAUUGAAAUUUGACUACUGUCAUCCUGGGGUACUGAUCCAUGCCUACUGCCUUCACCAGGACAUGAUCUGUCUGGCCUGUUCUGACACACAUUUCAACAGACUCUCUGGGUUAUGCAUCAUCAUGCUGGCCAUGGGCUCUGAUGUCCUUUUCAUCCUGCUCUCCUACACUAUCAUCCUCCACACCAUGCUGGCCAUUGACUCGGCAGGGAAGAGAUUCAAAGCCUUUAACACUUGUGUUUCCCACAUCCUGGCUGUGCUCUCCCUCUACAUGCCUGUGCUAGGCCUCUCCAUCAUGCACAGAUUUGGGCACCACACCUUGCCCCUGGUGCACAUCCUUAUGGGCACCGUCUCCAUGCUCUUCCCACCCCUGAUGAACCCUCUUAUCUAUAGCAUCAAAACUUAG
Molecule: messenger RNA, 897 nt
Organism: Diceros bicornis minor
Lineage: Eukaryota; Metazoa; Chordata; Mammalia; Perissodactyla; Rhinocerotidae
Product: olfactory receptor 51G1-like
Exons: 1
Coding region: 1-897 (298 amino acids)
Biological process (GO): G protein-coupled receptor signaling pathway
Cellular component (GO): membrane
Molecular function (GO): olfactory receptor activity; G protein-coupled receptor activity
Source: RefSeq, a predicted model, not a curated record